UAUUAUUAAUUAUAGAUUUUACAUUUUGGUAUUUUACAUGAUAUGUUAAAAUAGUACCUCAGCUGACAAGAACAGCAAGAUAUCACAAAAUGUCAAAAACUUGUUUCUCAUAUGUCUAUAAUUAUUGGUUGUUCUUCUAAAAGAAUUGCAAAGCAUUACAACUGCGAAGCAUGUCUUUCUUGAUGAGCAUCCUAGUGACUUUCUUUUUUUUGUUCAUUCUAGUUAAGUUAUUCAAGAGAUACAGCUCAGGGAAGGUGGGCAGCAAAUUGCCCCCAGGUCCAUGGAAGCUGCCUUUCAUCGGGAACAUGUUAUCAAUGAUUAGUUCAGAACUACCACAUCAAGUUCUUAGAAAUCUGGCCAGAAAACAUGGUCCCUUGAUGCAUCUUCAACUCGGAGAGAUACCUUAUUUGGUUGUUUCGUCUCCUCAAAUAGCUAAAGAGAUACUCGUAAAGCAAGAUCUCUCGUUUGCCAGCAGACCUGAACUGCUAGUCUCCAAGAUCGUGUUUUACAACUCCUCAGACGUCGCAUUUUCAUCCUAUGGCACUCACUGGAGGCAGAUGCGCAAGAUUUGCGCCAUGGAGCUCCUCACUGCGAAGAAAGUCCAGUCAUUUUCGUCAAUUCGAGAGGAAGAAGUCGGUGCUCUGAUGAACCAUAUUCUUUCAUCUGCAGGAUCUCCUGUAGAUCUUUCCAAACAUUUUUUCACGUUCAUGAAUACUGUAACAUCAAGAGCUGCAUUCGGUAGGAUCUAUAAGGAGCAAGAUCUAUUAAUUGAGUGUGUACAAGAACUUGCGGUUCUGGCUGGAGCUUUUGAUAUAGUCGAUUUGUUUCCUUCGUAUAAGUUUCUUCAUGUUUUUACCAGUAUCGGGUCCAAGUUAAAAACCCUUCAUCGAAACCUAGAUAUGACCCUAAACAGAAUCCUCGAUGACCACAAGAAGAAACCAGAAGAUACAGAUGGGUGUAAAACUGGCACGGAAGAUGAAGAUUUUCUUGAUAUUCUGUUCAGACUUAAAAACAGUGGGGAGCUUGAGUUUCCAUUCACAACCGACCAUAUCAAAGCGUUGGUAGUGGAUGUUUUCUCAGCUGGAACAGAGACGUCUUCAACAACAAUGGAGUGGGUCAUGUCAGAACUUGUAAGAAACCCGAGAGUGAUGAAAAAGGCACAAAAUGAAGUUAGAGCAGUGCUAAAUGGAAAGAAAGAAGUACAUGAAGCAGAUAUUCAAGAAUUGAAGUAUCUAAAACUAGUGAUCAAAGAGACGAUGAGAUUACACCCAUCACUUCCCCUGUUGCUUCCUAGAGAAUGUCGGGAGAGUUGCGAGAUUGAUGGAUAUGUGAUACCGUUGAAGACGAAAGUGAUUGUUAAUGCAUGGGCUCUUGCAAGGGAUCCUGAGUAUUGGCAUGAUGCUGAGUGUUUUUUACCUGAAAGAUUCGAAGACAAUUAUUAUGAUUUCAAGGGAAGCAACAUGGAGUAUCUACCAUUCGGAGCAGGAAGGAGAAUCUGUCCAGGAAUUUUAUUUGGUGUCGCUAAUGUUGAGCUUCUUCUUGCAAGCUUACUCUAUCACUUCAACUGGAAACUCCCAGAUGGGAUGAAUAUUAGAGAUUUGGAUAUGAAGGAGAAAUUCGGUGCUUCCGUUGGGAGAAAGACGAGCUUGCAACUGAUUGCAGCCCCUUAUGAUCUCAAUUGCGGGGACUCCUAAAGUCCACCAGUUAGGAUCAUCAUGUAUUUGGUUCUUCAGGUCUAUAGACUAUAAAACACUUAUAUGGGUUGGGCCUAAUGUGCGGGUUAGGCCCAUUGGUAUGCAUGGUAUGUGAUAUUACAGGGAAAUAACUAAGUUCUAUGUUUAUGGUUUGUGCGUUAACACUUUUAGGUAAUUACAGUUCUAAAAGGAAGGCCCUAACGUGAUUGCACAACCUCCCCUCGAUUUUAUUUCGCUUAUUAUUUGAUUUCACUCCGAUGUUAAGAAUAUUUAU
Messenger RNA from Lactuca sativa (garden lettuce), 1968 nucleotides. RefSeq names its product premnaspirodiene oxygenase. Gene Ontology annotation, molecular function: monooxygenase activity; oxidoreductase activity, acting on paired donors, with incorporation or reduction of molecular oxygen; heme binding. The record is from RefSeq and is a predicted model, not a curated record. Lineage: Eukaryota; Viridiplantae; Streptophyta; Magnoliopsida; Asterales; Asteraceae.